Melampsora larici-populina 98AG31 is the source of this 2094-nucleotide messenger RNA. RefSeq lists its product as uncharacterized. Lineage: Eukaryota; Fungi; Basidiomycota; Pucciniomycetes; Pucciniales; Melampsoraceae. The record is from RefSeq and is a predicted model, not a curated record. The coding region runs from base 28 to 1503 and encodes 491 amino acids. Gene Ontology annotation, molecular function: metal ion binding; heme binding; indoleamine 2,3-dioxygenase activity. The transcript is spliced from 3 exons. Gene Ontology annotation, cellular component: cytoplasm. Gene Ontology annotation, biological process: 'de novo' NAD+ biosynthetic process from L-tryptophan.
GGAUGACUAAAGACCAACAUAUGAAUCAUGACUCCUCCUGAAUCGAACUCUCUCUUCCCAUCUGCAAGUCUUCUAAGCAAUGGAUCUCACUUACUCGCACAUCGCCCCGUAAAGUUUAGCGAACCAAUAGGUGCAUCUGGCAAUGGAUCCUCUCAACUUACUUUGCGCCCCGCCCCUACUUCCUCUUUGGCCGAGGCAGACUAUGAUGUCGAUGUCGAUUCCGGUUUCCUACCACCUCAGAUGCCAUUAUGCCGUCUAGUUGGCGAACCGUGGAAUGUAUGGGAGGAAGCUUGGGACUCAACUUCGGGCUUUAGACCUGGUAUCGGUGAAGAUGAUGACCAACGAAUCCGAGCUUGGAGGCGAUACAUCCGGGAAGAGAUGCCAGUGAUUGACGUUAAACCGUUACAAGACCAAGGAGUGGUAGAACUCAGACGAGCUCAUAGUCUUCUCGCCUUCCUUACUCACACUUACGUUCAUUCUGAAGCUCGAAAAGUGGUGCUACAAGACGACUAUCAGGUGAUCAUCCCUCGAGCAUUAGCCAUACCUUUUUGUGCUGUCAGUGAUAUUCUCGAUAUCCCUCCCAUACUUACCUACGCCGACACGGUACUUUACAACUGGAAAUUGAAAAAUCAAGCCCUUGGAUUCACGGUCGACAAUGUAGAGAUUCCUUCCACUUUUACACGUAGCGUAUCAGAAUCGCAUUUCUUCAAAACCUCUUUGUUGAUCGAGACAAUUGGACCACAAUGCCUGCGUUCGAUGCGUUCCUCUCUGGAUGAAGCUUUCAUUGGUGAUGAGAAAUCCGUCCGAAGAAUCGGUGAACAUCUAGUGGCUCUUGUCAUCAAUAUAAAGUGUAUCACUUCAUUUCUCAAUGAUGUUCGCACGGCUUGCGAUCCACGUGAAUUUUAUUGGGAGAUUCGACCUUGGUUCAACGGUGGCAAAUGGAUCAUGGAAGGUGUUCCGGCCUUGCCCGGACCGUGGCGAGUCACAGAAUUUGGUGGACCUAGUGCAGGUCAAUCUACCCUCAUUCAUUCACUCGAUGUUUUUCUUGGAGUAGAUCAUUCUCCACGUCCAGGCGAAAUGUCAAAAGAAGAAACUUUUAUGAAGCGAAUGGCCGCAUAUAUGCCACAUUUCCAUCGAAGAUUUCUUCAACAUCUUUUUUCUUACACUGGCGAAAUUCGAAGCUUGGUAUUAUCAUCUGGAUCUAAAAGCCUUCUUGCUACUAGAUACAACAGUGCUGUUGCAGCCCUCGAAGAGCUCAGAAACAGUCAUAGUCGUGUAGCACUUUUUUAUAUCAUCUCUCAAAGUCGAACAGAACCUCCGAUCGGAAGUGCUUUUAUUUCUGAAUGGGAAGAAAAGAUGGUGGCUGAAUGGAAAAAACAACAACUUGCACUUUCUCGUGAACCUGGAAAUGAAACUGUCCAUACGGGAACUGGUGGGACUGAUUUAGCAAAGUUUUUAAAAAGAUGUAGAGAACGAACGACAGAGGCAUUGAUUCAGAAUUAGUCAACAUCAACAUCUUUGAUAAAUUUAUCAAUUCAUCUAAUUUGACGGAUCUAUAGGACUUUCAGGAAUGUUUUUUACUGAAGACGAAUUCCGCCCAUGGGCACUAUCCAACGCGAUAACUGGAACCAGUCAACUCAUCACAUCUGACGGGCAUCUAAUUCCAACAUAUUCGUCGUGAUCCCGAAGAUCUAGCUCUACCUUAUCAAAGCAACCAUAAUUCACCCUGAUCAAAGUCCACAAUUAAUAUUCGCCCUUUCUGUCGAGUAUCAGAUUCACAUACACCAAUCUGUCUUUCAACCUAAGCCUUUGAAAUUCUCAACUAAAUGAAAUGCUGUUUGCGAGAAUGGUUGUUAUUGAAUCAUGACCAAUUGAAAGAGAUAUUAGAUUCUUUACUUCAUUCUCCUCAUAGAAGUCAUUGAAUGACUGCAUUUCGUGUCUCUUCAUCACAUUUCAUUAGAAUAUAUGUACUUCUUCCACUCUUGUCCUAUUAACGUCGUUUAUCAUUCACAUGUAACGUAACAAUAUCUAACUACAUAAACCUGGCUUUGCCUAAUAAUUGUCAAAGAAUAAGACGUGAACAAUUUUUCUAUU